UUUCCAGCGAGUGAGCGUCAGAGUGGAUGGCAAAAAAGAGCGGAGCGGCGGCCGACCAAGUUUUGUGGCGCUGAAAAAAAAAAAACAGCCAAAGAGAAAACCAAGAAGGUUUUUUCUUUUCUUUCAUUCCUACUUUCUUUUUCUUUUUUAAAACACGGGAUUGCGGGAGAGGCGAGACAAACGCGUGCAAAGCAGAAGUUGCGCACGGUGGGCACACUUUGAGCGGCGCAAUUGUUGUGACUUGACUCUUCCAGAGACGCACAAAAGAAGCGAACAACAAGGAGAGGACUAACUGACGAUUUUGGUCGUCUUCGCUUCUCUUCCUCUCCAUUUUUUAGUUUUUCCCAUCUUUUUUUAUUCGAGUUUUAACGCUUUUUGUCUUUUUUUGUGUGCGUAUCUCUCUCGCUCCCACCGGCGCGUGUGGCCUUUUUGUAGCCGAGAGAGCGAGUGGACGCGCGGGGGGCCGAGAGGAGCCGGAGCCGGGAGCCGGGCUGCCCACAUGCUCCAACCGCUGGCGUGAAAGUUGACUUCUUCCCAACACGAGAGAACAGGUGCCAGUGAUGAUGGUGGAAUCGGCCUCUGAGACCAUUCGAACGACACCGUCCGGCCAGAACGGCGUCAGCAGCCUCAGCAGCCAAUCGGAUGGAGGAGGAGGAGGGAGAGAGGGCGGAUCCAACGGAGACACAAAUGGAGAGAUCAGCCCCGUCGAUCUUCUGCACCUGCAACAGCAACAGGCUCUUCAGGCAGCCAGACAGUUCCUCCUCCAGCAGGCCUCUGGACUCAACUCCCCCGGCAGCAACGAGGUCAAACAGAGCCCCGUGCAGGUCCCUGUAUCCAUGGCUAUGAUGAGCCCUCAGAUGAUCACGCCGCAGCAGAUGCAACAGAUCCUGUCACCCCCUCAGCUUCAAGCCCUGCUGCAGCAACAGCAGGCUCUCAUGCUUCAGCAGCUCCAGGAGUACUACAAGAAACAGCAGGAGCAGUUGCAUCUGCAGCUUCUGACUCAGCAACAACAGCAGCAACAACAACAACAGCAACAGCAGCAGCAACAGCAACAGGCCGGAAAGCAAGCAGCAAAAGAGCAGCUCGGCAGCAAGCAGCUGGCCUUCCAACAGCAACUGAUCCAGAUGCAGCAACUUCAACAGCAGCACAUCCUCAACCUCCAGAGACAAGGCCUAGUUCCACUGCAGCCCACUGCUGCCAUGCAGUCCCUGCAGCAAGGUAUGCACCCUGCGAUGUGUCCGUCAGACCUCCAGCAACUGUGGAAGGAGGUUUCGGGGGUGCCCGGCACCGACGAGGCCUUGAAACAAGCCGAAGGCCUGGACUUGAGUACCAACAGCUCUAAUUCUACCUCAGCCUUCCCCAAAGCGGCCAGCGCCCACAUGCCACUGCACAGCCUGCCCAAUGGACAGAACCACACCCCAAAGAGAGACAGAGCCAGACUGUUUGAGUGGAUAUCCUCCUUCACCAAGGCAGACAGUGGCGAUGACCAUGUCCCCCCAUACUCCAAAGGCAGCCAACCCCCCACCAGCCAUCACGAAGAACAUGCCGGCUCCCAUCCUCUCUACGGCCACGGAGAGUGCAAGUGGCCCGGCUGUGAAGCGCUGUGUGAGGACAUGGGACAGUUCAUCAAGCACUUGAACAACGAGCACGCCCUCGACGACCGCAGCACUGCUCAGUGCCGAGUCCAGAUGCAGGUGGUUCAGCAACUGGAGAUACAGCUGGCGAAAGAGAGCGAGCGACUUCAAGCCAUGAUGACCCACCUGCACAUGCGACCCUCAGAGCCAAAGCCUUUUAAUCAACCUUUGAACCUGGCUUCCAGUGGCUCUCUUUUAAAGCGGGACAGCGACGUCUACCCAGAGGGUCUUCCUCACCCCCCCACCUCAGCCGCGACCCCCAUCACUCCACUGCGCCAGGGACCGUCGGUUAUCAGUUCCUCCAGCCUUCACACACACUCCCACGCGCACGGCGUCGGGCCCAUACGUCGGCGCAACUCCGACAAAUACUGCACCCCCAUUGCCUCAGAGCUGGCUCAGAACUGUGAGUUCUACAAGAACGCCGAUGUCAGGCCUCCCUUUACCUACGCCUCUCUUAUACGUCAUGCCAUUCUGGAGUCCCCUGACAGACAGUUGACUCUGAACGAGAUCUACAACUGGUUUACACGAAAGUUUGCCUACUUUAGGAGAAACACGGCCACGUGGAAGAAUGCUGUGCGCCACAACCUGAGUCUGCACAAGUGUUUUGUCCGUGUUGAGAACGUGAAAGGCGCAGUAUGGACUGUGGAUGAAGUUGAAUACCAAAAGAGGAGACCACCAAAGAUGACCGGGAGUCCCACUCUGGUGAAAAACAUGAUUUCAGGCCUGGGCUUUGGAUCCCUAAACGCCAGCUACCAGGCGGCCCUGGCGGAGAGCAGUCUGUCCCUGCUUAACAGCCCACCCUUGGUGACCCCUCCAUCUGCAGCCAGCCUCAACAUGCUGCACGUGGGCCACGAUGAUGUCAGCUCCACGGUGGAGCAGGUCAACAGCAACGGCAGCUGCAGUCCCACUCUCAGCCCUCAGCAGUACAGCCACGCGGUUCACGUGAAGGAGGAGCCCACAGAGAUCGAGGAGGAUUGCCGGCCCGUCUCUCUGCUGGCCGGGAUCGCGCACAACCUGCCGUUGCCGAGCGACGACCGCGACCUGGAGGACGACCUCCCUGCCGACGAUCUGGAGUGAGAGAGAGAGAGAGUGAGGCUCGUUCGGAAGAAACGAUUGAGCGAAAGGAGAGAAAACAACAACGACAAAAAAAAAAAAAAAACAGAAUGUUUUUAUUUUUAUUUGUUUUGAACGAGCAAGCAACCAAGGAGGACAUUGAGAAACUCCAAACAGGGUUUGAAGACCUCCGUUACUUUACGUCUGUGGAGCACUGCUUUAACUUCACGCCUCUUUUGACAAACACUGGCACACACUCGUGGAAGCCUCUGCGCGGAGACCCAAAGAGCUUCGGAUGUAACCUCUUGCUCUCCUCAGUGAGGCUGCCCCGCUAGACAUCAAACGUCUGUUUCAAAGGAAAAACACACAAGUACCGUAGUGUUCAGAAUGAUAGCAGUCCAAUGUGAUUAACCAGAUGAAUCCAGGUUUUCAGUUUUAUUUUUAAUUGCUACAAGGCAAACAAGUUAUUCUCAGAAAAUCGACACGAUUCAUGAUUUACGCACUCUUAAUUGGGCAAGCACGGUGCUAGGAAGCUAGAUGUGAUCAUAAACUCUAGUUUUGACAAUCACAACCAGAAUAGCUGAAAAAAAGUGGGUGUUCCUUCGUGAAAUAACAAUGAAAUGGUUACAAAAUAACAGCCAGAUUUGAGUGCCAAUUUUUUCUCUUGUUGCCAUAUGACCGUUCUGUUAACAUGUAAUUGCCAGCGCAGCGGUAGGAAGCUAGGCGUGAUCAAUUCUUGUUGUGAUGUCACAAUUAGUUAUGCUGGGAAAAAAGUGGGCGUUCCCUUGUGGAAUAACAAUGAAAUGGUAAAACAGCCAUAUUUGGAGAGACAGCGACAACCAAAAGUGGUAUUUGCCAUGAAAAAUGAAAAAAUGAAUUUUGCCAUGUGGCAUUUUUUUUUUUUUUUGCCAUGUGGCAGAAAUGAUUAUGCCAUUCGGCAUUUUUUUUCCACGUGGCAAAAUGGAUUUUGCCAUGUGGCAUUUUUGUUGCCCAUUGGCAAAAGUGAUUUUGCUCUAUGGCUUUUUUUGCCAUGUGGCAAAAUGGAUUUUGCCAUGUGCCAUUUUUUUGCUAAGUGGCAAAAAUGAUUUUGCCAUUUGGCAUUUUUUUCCAUGUGGCAAAAUAGAUUUUGCCAUGUGGCAUUUCUUCUUAACCAUUGUAAAAUCUUUUUCCACGUGGCAAAAAAAAACGCCACACAGCAAAAUCCAUGUUGCCACAUGGCAAAAGAAUGUCACAUAGCAAAAUCAAUUUUGCCAUAUGCCAAAAUCCAAUUUUGCCACAUGGCAAAAAAUGCUACAUUGCAAAAUCCAUGGCAAAAAAAAAAAAUGCUACAUAGCAAACUCAAUCUUGCCACAUGGCAGAAAAAUGCCACAUGGCAAAAUCAAUUUUGGCACAUGGCAAAAAAAUAUACCACAAGGCAAAAAAUAUGCCACACGGCAAAAUAAAUGCCACAUGGCAAAAUCAAUUUUGCCACAUGUCAAAACAAUGCCACAUGGUUAAAUCGAUUUUGCCAUAUGGCAAAAAAAAAAAUGCCACAUGACAAAAUCAAUACUGCCACACAGCAAAAUAAAUACCACGUGGCAAAAGUAAUAAUGCCACACGGCAAAAAAAUGCCCCAUGCCAAAAUCAGUUUUGCCACACGGCAAAAAAAAUGCCAUAUGGCAAAAUCCAUUUUGCCACAUGGCAAAACAAUGCCACAUGGCUAAAUCAAUUUUGCCAUAUGGCACAAAAAAUGCCACAUGGCAAAAUCCAUUUUACCACAUGGCUAAAUCAAUUUUGACAAAUGGCAAGAAAAAAAUGCCACAUGGCAAAAUCGAUUUUGCCACACGGCAGAUCCCACUUUUCCUUCUCGGCCCUGCUGAGUGCCAAAUUAGUUUGCUACAUGGUCACCAUUUCAUAACACCUUUAAGAGUCUGUAUAUCAUGAGUGUCGAUUUUCUGAGAAUCUACUGCACCUAUUGUUCACUUAUGGCAAUAAAAAAAAAUACUAAAAGCCUCAAUUCAUCAAGUUAGUCCCAUUGAACUGCUAUCAUUUUGAACACUGCUAUUGUGUGACCACGUGUAUAUAAAUUUGAAGCAUUCGCCAGGGAGCUGUGCAGUAUACCUCUCCAUCUCAUCUCCCUACACGCUUCGGAGUCAAUCUUUCAUCAGAUCCAAAGCAAACGUUCAGCUUUCGGGAUGGGAAGAGAGGAAGAAGAUGCUUUCAAAGAUUACCUCGGAUUGCGCCCCAACACAUCCGGAGAGUUCCCGUCUCUACAUCCCUGACCGGGGGAGGCGUGGCCUCUCUUUGCUUGUGAGAUACUACAAAAAAAAGAAAAAGACCUUGUCUCUGCCACCCAAAAAGACUGCAAGAAAAGGAACGUCUCUUCUCCUUGAUUUGGGAUGACUUUGGAACACUCGUAGAAGAAAAUAGCCGGGAAGUGUCUAUAGAAAUAUUCUGACUUUUAAAAAAACAAAACAAAAAAAAAGGAACCUGUCAACAACAUGGAAAAAAACGUGGUAGCUUUAUCAUUUCCUUUUUUUUUCUAUUUCACGUUAUCAUUCUUGAUUUGUGAUGUGAGGAGCGUUAUAGUGCUGUUUCUUUUUCGAUGUAUCUUUUCUGCCGGUGUAUUUUUGUAUUCUUUUUUUUUUUUGUUUUUCGAUUUGUUUUCCACGCCAUUCCGAAAGUAUGAAAAAGAACGCGCAGUAUUGUCCCUUCUGUCCCUUUCACUCGCGAGUGUAGCAGGCUAGAAAUUUGGAAAUAGCACUUAAAAGGUUACCAUUAUCCAAACUAUUUAACAGCUUUUUUUACAUUUAUUUUGGUUGUCUCUUUAGUUGAAAGAUAUCAGUAAUGCUUUAAAACAAAAACAAAAAAAUACACACAAAAAAAGAUAUAUAUGAUUAUACGUAUAUGAAUGCAGUCAGAGAAUACCUCAUCCCGCAAACGUUCCGAGGUCGUCUUUGUACGGGAUACCAAAACGUGGCUCGAUUCAAAGCUCUGUGCUCGUGAUUCAAUGUGAGGAAGGAUGCGUUAAAGGAAUAGCAUGUGAGAUUUUACCGUUUAUGAUUUUAAUCCGCAACAAGUCAUCGCUUUCUACACAGUGACGUACCAAAUUUUGUCAUUUUCCAAAUCUAUGAGCAACUUCUUACUCCCUACUUGCUAUUUUUGUUACAGGUAACCAAAGAAAUAUUUAGAAAACCAAAAACCCUUUCACCUCUUAUUUGUUAUGAUUUUAUUCUUAACUGGCCAAAAGACGACAAACCAGGAGUUUGAGCUCAUUAUAUUUGCUUGUUGUUUUAAGAUAUUUUAUUGUUUGAGAGUGCUGACCAUUCCGCUCUAACCAAAGUGUGAGACGCAAACUACAAAAUUUGAAAGCUUUUUUUUUUCCCCAGUUCCAAACUGCUCAUAUUAGGUAUAAGGCCAAAUAAUACAAAGGUGUAUUAAAGUGACACUGAAAAGAAGAGGAAAAUGUAAGAAUUUUUAUUGAUUGAAAACUCUGUUUUGAAUGUCACAUUCACCUUCAGCACAACUUUACAGACGUGUUUAGUUGUUUUUCAAGAACAAACACAGGCUAGGUUCAUAUAGCAGGUCGUAAUGCACAAAUCCGAUUUUAUUUUUGGUCGUUUUUGCAAGCCCGUUCGGACGAACAUUUUCAAUCGCGGUCCAAAAAGUUUCGCUUUCCAUGGAUUAAUGUUGAAACCAGUGUCGUGCCCUGGGCAUAGGCGAGUUAGGGUUGCCUAAGGUGCCAUCUAUUGCUGGGGGUGCCAAAUUGCUUUGGGGAAAAAAAUACCCGAAAACAAAUUUCUCACGCUACGCUUCCAGAUCGUUUUCUAACGUAUCAGUACAUUUAAGUACAUUUAAAUUUGCUACAUAUUCAUAUUCACAUAAAAUAUUUUGCCAUUUCCAACCUGGAUUUUAUUAGCCACCUGCUACUUCGUGGCACAUAUGAGGCAGGGAGGCACCGUCCACACUUACAGAGCCACGAAAAAGGACAAAUAAUGGCAGGUGAUGAAAUCAAAGGUCAUACAAUACAACAAACUAUCAAUCAUCUUCAUGAUGAUAAUACACACUCAGCAGGAAAACCGUAUAUGACUUUAAAAAAGAAAUAAACUGGAUGCCACGAACUGUAUGUAAAGUUUUCCAACAGUUAAAGACAACACUAACCCCACUAAAUACUAAUGCGAAUGCUAUGCUCACGCUACGAGUUACAUUUAGUGUGUGAUGAUCAAUCAGCGCAGACCUUUAAAGGCUAAAGCAACAUGGCAUACACUACCGUUCAAAAGUUUGGGGUCUAAACAACUCCAAACUUUGAACCGUAGUGUAUCAUAUGGGAUUUUUCAUUAUGUACGCUGCUCAAAAGUUUGGGGUCAAUUAUACCACAAACUUUUGAAUGGUAUAGUAUCUAGCCAAGAUAACAAAACAAAACUUAUCAAGCAACACCUGACACAUGUGUUUUCCAUAAAAAGCCUGGAAUUGACACACACUGUAAGCGUAUGUGUGGGAAGGGCGGUGCAGCACGACACAUGAGUGACACAACCAAACAUUACUACGAUGCGUGCUAACUACACAUACGAUGAGAAAAUGUCACACAAUGUGAACUUAUGCCAGAAACUAUGGCAAAUUUUCAUCUUGCCCGCCACGCUUAAGUCUAUGCAAAUGCUAACUUAGAUGCCAAGCUAACGCUACGAGUUACUUUAAGUGUGUAAUGAUCACUCAGUGCAUACCUUUAAAGGCUAAAGCAACAUGGCAUACCUAGCUAAGAUAAAAAACAAAACUUACCAAACAGGACAUGACACAUGUGUUUCACAAAAGGAGCCUGGAGUGGACACAUGCUUACUCACCGGCCAGUAACGUCACAUGAGUGACACGAUUAAACACUGCUACAAUGCAUUCUAACUACACAUACAAUGAGAAAAUUGAAAACACAGUGCGAACUUAUGACUGAAACUAUAGCUAAUUUUCUUAAGUCCAUGCUAAUGCUUACAUAAAUUCCAUCUUAAGGCGACAUGUUACAUGUAGUGUGUGAUAAUAAAUCAGCGCAGACCUUUAAAGGCUAAAGCAACAUGGCAUACCUAGCCAAGUAAGAAAACAAAACUUAUCAAGCAGCACAUGACACAUUUGUUUCACAAAAGGAGCCUGGAGUGGACACACAAUUACUCACCAGCCAGUGACAUCACGUGAGUGACACAACCAAACACUGCUUCGAUGCGUGCUAACUACACAUACGAUAAGAAAACGUCACACAUUGUCAACUUAUGACGGAAACUAUGGCGAAUUUUCAUCUCGCCCACCAUGUUGAAGUCCAUGCUAACGCUAACUUAAAUGCCAAGCUAACGCUUCGAGUUAUUUUUAGUGUGUGAUGAUCACUCAGCACAAACCUUUAAAGGCUAAAGCAACAUGGCAUACCUAGCCAAGAUAAGAAAACAAAACUUACCAAGCAGCAUGACACAUGUGUUUCACAAAAGAAGCCUGGAGUGGACACACGCUUACCCACCGUCUGGUGACGUCACGUGAGUGACACAACCAAACACUGCUACGAUGCGUGCUAAUUACACAUACGAUGAGAUAACGUCACACAUUGUCAACUUAUGCCGGUAACUAUGGCGAAUUUUCAUCUUGCCCACCACGCUUAAGUCUAUGCUAAUGCUAACUUAAAUGCCAAGCUAAUGCUACAAGUUACUUUUAGUGUGUGAUGAUUACUCAGCACAGACUAAAUAGCUAAAUUGCAUGUUCCCUCUUGCAAAGGUAAAAAAAAAUACUAUCUCGCCACCCACCUACUGGUGACGCAGCACCAGGAGCAAAGUGGGGUACAGUAUCUUGCUCAAGGACACUUUGGCGAGUUCAUCAGGGCGGAGAAUUGAACCCACAACCUCUGCGUUGGGGGACAACUACUCUACCACUGAGCCACGCCACUCCAUAAAUCCUUGAACAGCAAGUGAGGAGAGAGAGGCUCACUGCUACGACGCAGGCUGACGUACUACACGUACAAUAAGCAAAUGUCACGCAUAGUGAGCAUAUGACAGAAACACACAGAUGUUUUAGUCUCCCAAGACACAUUUUUAGCUCGUCAAGUCAUCAUCAUGAAAAAAAAAUUCUCGUUGAUGAAAUAUUUUUGUUAUCGUCAACGUUGAUGAAAACAACACUGCCGUAUUUGAAAAUAACCUAGAUCGGAUUUGAAAUGGUCCACUUCUCUGUGACUUUUCCCGUUCAGCCCAUCGAGUUAUCAUAAACUCUAGUUGUGACGUCACUACCAGAAUAGCUGAGGAAAAAAAAUGGCCGUUCCCUCAUGGAAUAACAAUGAAAUGGUUAAAAAAAAAAAAACAGCCAGAUUUGAGUGCCAAAUUUGUUUUUCUCUUGUUGCCGUGUGACCGUUCUGUCAACAUGUAAUAGCUAGCACAGCGCUAUCAAACUAGGCGUGAUCAUCACUUCUAGUUGUAACUUGUGACGUCACAACCAGAAUUGCUGGGGAAAAAAGUGGACGUACCAUCGCGGAAUAACAAUGAAAUGGUAAAAAAAAAACAGCCAGAUUUUAGUGCCAAUUUUUUUUUCUCUUGUUGACGUGUGACCGUCCUGUCAACAUGUAAUAGCUAACGCAGCACUAAGAAGCUAGACGUGAUCAUAAACUCCAGUUGUGACAUAACAAUCAGAUUUGCUGAAAAAAAGUAGGCGUUCCCUUGUGGAAUAACAAAGAAAUGGCCAAAAAAAACAGCCAGAAUUGAGUGCCAAAUUCGUUUUUCUCUUGUUGCCGUGUGACCGUUCUGUCAACAUGUAAUAGUUAGCACAGCGCUAUCAAGCUAGGCAUGAUCAUCACUUCAAGUUGUGACGUCACAACCAGAAUUGCUGGGGGAAAAAAAGUGGGCGUACCAUCGCGGAAUAACAAUGAAAUGGUAAACAAACAGCCAGAUUUGAGUGCCAAUUUUUUUUUCUCUUGUUGCCGUGAGACCGUCCUGUCAAUAUGUAAUAGCUAAUGCAGCACUAAGAAGCUAGACGUGAUCAUAAACUCCAGUUGUGACAUAACAAUCAGAUUUGCUGAAAAAAAGUAGGUGUUCCCUUGUGGAAUAACAAAGAAAUGGCAAAAAAAACCAGCCAGAAUUGAGUGCCAAACUCGUUUUUCUCUUGUUACCGUGUGUCCGUUCUGUCAACAUGUAAUAGCUAGCACAGCGCUAUCAAGCUAGGCAUGAUCAUCACUUCAAGUUGUGACGUCACAACCAGAAUUGCUGGGAAAAAAAGUGGGCGUACCAUCGCGGAAUAACAAUGAAAUGGUAAACAAACAGCCAGAUUUGAGUGCCAUUUUUUUUUUCUCUUGUUGCCAUGUGACCAUCCUGUCAACAUGUAAUAGCUAACGCAGCACUAAGAAGCUAGACGUGAUCAUAAACUCCAGUUGUGACAUAACAAUCAGAUUUGCUGAAAAAAAGUAGGCGUUCCCUUGUGGAAUAAAGAAAUGGCAAAAAAAAACAGCCAGAAUUGAGUGCCAAACUCGUUUCUCUCUUGUUACCGUGUGACUGUUCUGUCAACAUGUAAUAGCUAGCACAGCGGUAGGUAGCUAGACAUGAUCUUCAUGAGAUGACAUGAAGUUAUUGCCUCACUCCAGUCGGAAAAACACGGAAAAAUCAGAUUUGUGCAUUACGACCUGUAGUAUGAACCUAGCCAUAAUGAGCUUUAUACUAGCAUGAUAAUGAUUAGCCAACUUUACAGCUUUGUCUUGUUUUUCAUCUUUUCAGUGUAGCCCUAAUACUCCUCGGCACAAAUACAACACGCACAGUUCCUCUUACUUAAGGCGAAAGAACAAGAAAGCACUUAGAGUUAAAAGCGUGUCUCUGCCAUGCUCAGGCUGAAGUGUGUUCCAAACACAACCCCAGGACUGUAGUCAUUCCAAAUAUGUGUAGCAAAGAAUCUUUCCAUAAAGAGGGAACAAAUAAAACGAUACCAAUGUAAGAGGACGUCAACCAAGGGACAGACAUUUUCAUUCAUAACGUUAGCACUUCACGCCAUUUUCUUAUUUAAUUGAAGAACUGCAACUUGUUUCUUACAACUAAAAAAGAAGCAAAAAGACAGACCAAAAAGAACACUACCUCCUUUUCUCUUUUCAGUACCCCAUAAUAACAAUAUGUGGACUCGCUUGUGCUCCAGCCCAAAAACAAACACGAUGGACUGUAAAGACUACCUCGCCUUGGUUGCGACCUGAAGCGCUCUCAAAGUGUCACUCAAUUGAAAGAUGAUAUGGCGAACCCAGUGCUAUUUGCAGGGAGACGAUUGGCAGAAUUGAUGGGUGGCACAGAAGCAUUGAAGCAGGGCUACAUGGGUUCGUGCAAACAGAGGCUCUGACCAAAUAUCCAAAGACACCCCCCACCCCCCCAAAAAAACAGUACAGUGGUACCUCAAGAUACGAAGUGAAUUCAUUCCGAACUAAUGAUUUUUUUCCGUUUAAUGAAUGGCUUUUACAUGCCUAAUUUGUUCCAAGCUAUACAAAAAACACCAUGUUAUCGUGUCCUCUGAUUUCAUGUCUUUAUUUGUAAUGCUUUGUCACCCUCUAGCGGCGCUUAAGUGUAACUACUUUUUUAGUUUCCGGCCUCUACAGAUGUUAUCACAUGACUACUCGAGCUCGUCUCAAACACGGAGUGCUAAAAGACGAGCUAACAUUGCUUGCUUUUUCGUGUCGCUGUUUGUGCCUUGAUUAAGCAUCGCUUUGGCACAGAGGCGGAACUUAGGGGGUCUGGUUUACAGGUGUAAAGCGGGUGUGGUUUGGCGAGGGGAGGGUCAAACAGAAAGGUACGAUGAUGUACGGAGCUGUGAUAUAGUGUUUUAAGUGUUAAAAUAUCUCUGCCCACCCCCCGACUCAGCAAAAAAUGUUCACUUAAACCCCCCUACCCCCCCCACAGACACACAACAGAUGAUCGUCACAAAUAAUUGUCCACUAGCACCCCGAACGGCCCCGAAACAUUUUCCGUUGGCCCGUAAACGGCAAUUUUCAGGGGGGGGGGAAAGUCUCAAAAUGUAUCUAGUCCUACAAUUUUUGACCAAAUCACAUAAUUUGGGCAUCAAAAAUUCCAGGACGGUGAAGGGGCAUAAAGGUGCAGAAUUUUGAAAAAAAAAUUUACGGUUCCUCGGAAAUUUGCCAUAAACUUUCCCAUUUUUAAUGGGAACUUUCCCAUUCACUUCCAAUGGAAGUUCCUAUGGAAUUUACAUUUCAUUGAUGCCAUUGACGGCCAUGUAUGUUAAUUCUAUUAAUGCCAGUGUACUUGGAUUCCAUUGACGCAUAUUUGAGUCGAUGCCAUUGACGGCCAUGGAUGUCCAAAUUUUCCAUUUUCAAUGGCAAAAACCCAAUGUCUGCAAAACAACAGGACAUGACCAGAUAACUAUACGACCUGUCCCCCAAAUGUCUCCGAUUCCAUGGACGCAUAUGUAACUCGAUGCCAUUGACGGCCAUGGACGUCCAAAUUUCCCAUUCAUUUCCAAUGGCAUUAACAUUGCAUUAAGACCAUUUUAGACAGAUGCCAUCGACGGCCAUGUAUGUCAAUUCUACUGAUGCCAUUGUACUUGGAUUCCACUGACGCAUAUGGAUGUUGAUGCCAUUGACGGCCAUGGACAUCCAAAUUUUUUCACAUUCAUUUUCAAUGGCAAAAAAAAAAACAAAUGUCCCCAAAUGACCUGAUGUGACCAGGACACGCCCCCCAAAUUUCCCGAAAAGACCUGAUAUGGUGAAGACACGCCCCCCAAUUGUCCCCAAAUGACCUGAUAUGACUUGGAUAUUUCCCCCAAAUAUCCCCAAAUCAACAGGAAGUGACCCGAUAUUGUCCCCGAAAUGUCCCUAAACCAACCUGAGCCGGGCUAAGAUCUUUUUUUAACGUCGUAUAUAUAAAUAUUAGACAUCAAUUAAUUAUUCUAAGCCAAAAUGACAGACAUUUCAAAUAAUAAUAAAUAUAAAUAUAAAUACUUCUCUUUAUGACUGGGUUGAAACAAAAGCGGUUGCGCGGUGUCUUUAAACGGGGUCUCCAGGGUAAAACGGACAGAUUAAAAAUAGUUCGGGGGCUUCAUGCACCAUGAAUCUGCUAUGGCAGCCCAUAGACAUUUUGUUCUAUCAAACACAACAGUUCUUUUGGCUUAAAAUACAGCAGUUUAUUUUAAAGAGGGGUGCAGAAGAGCAGAAUCUGCUUUUUCAGCCUUGUCUGUGUUUUCCGCCAUAUAUAUCUCGAAUACACUCCAACCCCACUUGCUCGAGUAGUUGUCUGGAGGGGCCUGAGGAAAAUUUUUUCCACCACCUCCGCCCCACAUAUCGGACGAUCGUCUACGACGUUCACCUCUGGGGGGCUGUUUAUUCUUAGCGCACCCGGGCCCUGUUCACUUUAGUUCCGCCUCUGUACAGUACGUAUUAUUUUUCACAUGAUGAAUCUUUUAGUCUUUUCCUUAAUAUGAAUCUAAAAACAUCAAUUAUUCAUGUAUGGAAACGUUCGUAUCUCGAGGUGCCACUGUCACCGCUCCCUGAGAGGACACGCGCAAACACACACCCGUCAUGGCUCCUUCAGUCCAAACAAGAGGAACUGCUGCAAUCAGUCAAAUAUGUAAAUGAUCUCGUGCUUUAAGGUACACCUGUAAACAAGGCGCUUUUAUAAAGCUUGUUCACAGGUCACCACGUAACAUAAUAUGAUGUAUUCUUGUAUAUUAAUGAUUGACUUAUCUCUCCGGGGCAUUCUUUUUUUUUUUUUUUUUUUUUUUUUUUUUUUUUUUUUUUUUUUUUUGCGUGUGUCUUUCCUGCACCUGUUUAGCUAUUGUAAAGCUUGCAGCUCUGGUUCCUAUACUGUACUGCUAAUGCUGAACUAUACGUAUUUAUCAUAUUAAGUACUGCAGGUAUCUUGGAUUUGUUAGUUUUGUUUUCGGUUCUUCAUAAAAAAACGUCUGGGACGCUGAUUUUUUUUUUUUUUUAAGUGUAUUAUCGCAAAAAAAAAAAAAAAAAAGGAGGAAAAAAAAGGUUUAAAGAUUAAAAGUUAGAGCAGUGGAUUUAGGUAAGAUCUGUUUGUAUAUUUAUCUUAGCUAGGUCUAUUUUGAUACUUUUUUGUCUCUGUACUGCAUUUAUGCGUUUUUAAGGAAAAAAAACACAAAUGGAUGAACUAAAAAACUUGGUUAUGUAUUGAUACCUCAGAAGGACUUUUUUUUUCUUCUUGAUAACAGGACCAAAACCUCUGAAAAGAAAACGAGUGGAAGAAUAUUUCGCCUCGCUCCUGCUUUACACAAACGUGGACUGUCUGUUGGUCUUUUCAGGUGCCGAUAUUGUGUCCCUCUGACCCCUGACCUUCGUCAUUCCUUAGCUGACCUCUGCUCUGCGGAGUUGUCGAUCAUCCGCGGGCUGGAUAGGGGUGCUCCUUUAAAUCCCGUAGAGUGGGGGUGUCAAACGUAAGGCCCGUGGGGUUAUUGUCUGACCAUGCAGAAUCAUGUGCUUUAAUUGUGACAUUGGCGCCAUAAAAAUGUAGAUUUGUGUGAUCGAGGGCGCGCGCUAUUGCACUUGGCUCGCUCUCGUUUCCGCAGUUCCAUUCAUUCGUUUGCCCCCUUCCAGUCAAAACUGAUUGGAUGUCUAGUGUCGUCAAUGGCAGCCCAUGAGUUAAUAAGUGAGCCGAAAAUGCCCCGAAAGCAACAGAAGGUGACACCAAAUCAACAAGACUUGACCAAGAAAUGCCCUAAUAUCAGCAGCGACCCCUAAAUGCACCAAAAUGAACAAGCAUUGAUCCAUAAAUGCACCAAAAUUAACAAGAAGUGACCUGUAAAUGCCCCAAAAUGAACAGAUUGUAAACCAAAAUAAACACUAACCCAUAAAUGCUCCAAAAUCAACAGUGACCCCUAAAUGCAACAAAAAUAACAGGAAUUGACCUGUAAAUGCCCCAAAAUCAACAUGACUUGAACCAAAAAUGCCCCAGUAUUAGCAGCGCCCCCUAAAUACACCAAAAUUACUAGGCAUUGAGCCCUAAAUACACCAAAAUUAACAGGCCUUGAUCCCUAAAUGCACCAAAAUGAACAGGACGUGACCCGCAAAUGCCCAAAAAUCAACAGGAAGCCAACCUAAACCAACAGGGAAGACCCCAGAAAGGCCCCAAAAUCAACAUUAACUGACCCCUAAAUGCACCAAAAUUAACAGGCACUGAUCCAUACAUGUCCCAAAAUCAAAAGAGAUUGAAUCUGAAAUACCUCAAAAUUAAUAGUGAUCCCAAAAAUGCACCAAAAUUAAAAGAUAGUGACCUCCAAAUGCCCCAAAAUCAACAGAUAGUAAACCAAAAUAAACCGUAAUUGACCCAGAACUGCUCCAAAAUCACUAGUGACCCCUAAAUGCAACCAAAAUAAGAGGACAUGACCUGUAAAUACCCCCAAAUCAACAGAAAGUCAACCCAAAUCAACAGAAAACAAACCAGCAAUGUCCCAAAAUCAACGGUAAGUGACCCCUAAAUGCAGCAAGAUCCACGGGAAGUAACACAAAAUAAAGAGUAACUCAGAAAUGACUAAAAAACCAACAGAUGGUAAACCAAAACGAGAUGGAAUUGACCCAGAAAUAUUCCAAAAUCAACAAUGACCCCUACAUGCAACAAAAACAACAGGACGUGACACCUAAAUGCCCCAAAAUCACCAGGAAGCCGACCUAAAUUAUCAGAAAAGAAACCAGAAAAGUCCCAAAAUCAACAUUAAAUAACCCCAAAAUUAACAGGAGGUGACCCGUAAAUCCCCCCAAAUCAAUAACAAGUGACCCAAAAUCAACAGGAAGUCACCCAAAAUAAAGACUAACCCAGAAAUGCCCCAAAAUCAGCAGUAAGAGACCACUAAAUACAUCACACCAAACUCAACAGGUGGCACAAAAUCAACAAGAAAUCAUUCAAAAUCCAAAACAACUGACCUUAUUUUUGCCACAAAAUCAACAGGAAGUUUUUAUGUACUUCCUUAAUCUAAGUACAUUUAAGGCCGAGACCUGAGUGGAACAACACUUCUAUAUUCAGUGUCCUUCUCAUCACAUGUGCACAUGACUUAUCGCAGAGGUUCCUUUUUACCGUAAUACCACACCCAUAGGGAGUGCACAACUAUGGCAACAGCAGUGUGACAUAAGUAUGUUACAGAAGUGACCCAUAAUUGUCCCAAAAUCAGCAGGAAGUAACACAAAAUUACCCCAAACUAAAAGGAAAUGAUCCAAAAUUUACAGGAAGUGACCCUUAAAUAUCUUGAAAUGGCAAAAAAAUUAACUCAUUGCCUGCCAUUGACAACAGCAGACGUCCAAUUCACUUAAACCGGAAGGACUGGCUGUGAAUGCUCAUCUUUCAGUGGUAUUGAUGGCGUUAGACAUCCAAUCUGGAUUGGACGUUUAGCGCUAGCAUAGCGCUGUCAAUGCUAAGCCAGCGAGCUAACUUCUUUGCCAAAAAAAAAAAAAAAUGGUCGUACAUACUACAUGAGAACGAAUUGCCCUGUAAGUUUUGAGUUUGACACCCCUGCUGAUGAAAUGCUUGCAUUUUUAUUUUUCGUGUGGUCGCGGUACCAAAACGUGGACCGGCGCUCUGAGAUGCAGCUCUCCGUCUGACUACCAAAGUCCAAACUCCUGAACUGUAACCAAACUGAUACUUUGAACCAAACUGAAAGCGAGCUACUUCCAAAAGUCUCCAUUGACAUCACCUUGGCUGAUAGCUGUUAUCUGUCGCGUGAUGGAUGGCUUCGUAAGGACCGACCUGACUCGAAAAAAUCUCAGAUAUCUUUUAAAGUGGAGCACUGACUCUAUUAAAACAAGUCCAAAUGACCACUUCGGCUCUCCUCUGGUUAAACCUUAGGAAUGUGUGUACAUUUUCAGCAGUGACUCUUUUGUGCGUCGUUACUUAUUUUCACUUGUUUGCUUUGCUUAUUUUGUUGCUAUUUCUUGUCCUUUGCAAGUGUCACCAGAUUUGGAGGCAGGCGGGCGGGCGGGUGGGCGGCAGCGGCUUAAAAACAUGAGCGGAGCCUCCGUGUCGGGUAGCCAUGUCGAUGCCAGUCACUGCCCUUUCUUUCAUGCUGUAUAAUACACACACACGCACACACACAUGCAUAUAUCUGUGUAUUUGUAACCUGAAUCUUCUUGUGUCUGUCCAUGCAGACAAUAAAAAACUGUACAGUAGGUCUAGUUGCAUGUAAUCUGUACUAAUUAUUGACAAUGGCAUUAUAAAAUGCAAUAAAAUACUUAUUACACUGUCCCAUGCUGAGUCCUUGUUA
Corythoichthys intestinalis (scribbled pipefish) is the source of this 16865-nucleotide messenger RNA. RefSeq names its product forkhead box P4 (gene foxp4). Gene Ontology annotation, molecular function: DNA-binding transcription repressor activity, RNA polymerase II-specific; RNA polymerase II cis-regulatory region sequence-specific DNA binding. The transcript has 18 exons. The record is from RefSeq and is a predicted model, not a curated record. Lineage: Eukaryota; Metazoa; Chordata; Actinopteri; Syngnathiformes; Syngnathidae. The coding region runs from base 561 to 2711 and encodes 716 amino acids. Gene Ontology annotation, cellular component: nucleus. Gene Ontology annotation, biological process: regulation of transcription by RNA polymerase II.